This is a messenger RNA of Triticum aestivum (bread wheat), 843 nucleotides long. RefSeq lists its product as uncharacterized. Gene Ontology annotation, cellular component: SNARE complex; endoplasmic reticulum. The record is from RefSeq and is a predicted model, not a curated record. Gene Ontology annotation, molecular function: SNAP receptor activity. Gene Ontology annotation, biological process: retrograde vesicle-mediated transport, Golgi to endoplasmic reticulum. The transcript has 8 exons. Bases 1 to 843 code for a protein of 280 amino acids. Lineage: Eukaryota; Viridiplantae; Streptophyta; Magnoliopsida; Poales; Poaceae.
AUGGAUGAGGUCACACAAGCCGUUGAAAACUUGAAAAAGGAAUGGAGCCAAGCAGUUGCACAGCUUGAGGUGUGCAUUGCUGCAAUUGAAUCUUGUGGGAAGAUGAUGGGAAAAGGAACAGAAGAAGCAAUGUCUCUUCCUAGGUUGAACGGUUCUGCACAGGAUGCACUGCAAUUGCUCAAUGCACUACAGUGCAGGUUUGAUCUUCUGGCAGAGCAGCUACCCACUUUUGAAGAAGUUCAGUCUGGACAGGCAACCCUAGGCUCAUGGAAGGAACAAUAUCAGAGGCUGCGUGUGAGCCUGAGGAGUGCUAACUUACAAGCAAAAACGAACAUUGCAAAGGCUGCUCAAGAAGAGAGGGAGCUUCUUCUCGGAGGUGGAGAAGAGUCCACUAUCCGGAGCCGUAAUCUCCAGACAAAGGCUGGGAUGACAUCCGCUGCAGAAAGUAUUACUGAGAGCCUCCGUAGGUCUCGGCAGUUGAUGGUUCAGGAAGUGGAAAGAAGUGCUAAUACCUUGUCAACUUUUGAUGAAUCGACAAGUGUUCUCCGAAAGGCUGAAGGUGAAUAUCAAGGACACCGCUCUUUGCUGAUGCGCACCCGUGGUUUGCUCUCCACGAUGCAACGGCAAGAUGUUCUUGAUAGGAUCAUCCUGACUGUUGGGUUCCUCAUAUUCUCCUUGGCGGUUCUGUAUGUUGUCUCGAGACGUAUUGGCCUGUUGACACUGCAAAGGAAGCUGGCUGAUGCCAUAAGAUCGGGUUCAAUAUCAGCUGGAGACAUGCUGGGUAAAGUGCCCCAAGAUGGACCUGCCCCAACAAAUGCUCCUCCCAUCUAUGAUGAACUGUGA